Molecule: messenger RNA, 1626 nt
Organism: Plasmodium relictum
Lineage: Eukaryota; Apicomplexa; Aconoidasida; Haemosporida; Plasmodiidae
Product: conserved Plasmodium protein, unknown function
Exons: 1
Coding region: 1-1626 (541 amino acids)
Source: RefSeq, a predicted model, not a curated record
AUGAGUAAUAAGAAAAAAAUAACAUUUACAAUUAAACAUAUGAAAGAUUAUGGUAGAAUAAGAAAAAAAAAAAAGGAUUUGUUAGUAGGUAAAUGGAACAAAAAUAAUUUUUUAAAUGUUAGUGAUGAGACCACAAAUAAUUACUUAAACUUAGAAAAAUUAAGUAGAAAUAAAUAUAUAAAAUCUAUACUGUAUCAAAAAGCUAGUUGUUCUUUGCUUAAAAACGUAAGCAAAUCUAAUUAUGCAAUCAAUAAUACAAAUGAUUUUUUGCUUUCCCUUAAAAAUUCUUUAUUUCAUAAUCCUUUAAAUGUAGCGAGCUUAUAUAAUUUAGUAUAUUUUUAUCAUAACAAAAACGAUAUUAAAAGUUGUCUCUUUUAUUCAUUUAUUUUACAUGCUAUUCUAAUGAAAAUUUUAAGAAAAUAUUUUUAUACAAAUAAGAUAAUUGAUAAGAAAAAAAAUUAUUUAAAGUAUUUACUAUUAAUUACAUAUAGGAAACAAUUAAAAGAUAGAUAUAAAAUUUUAUUUAUUAAAAAAAUUAGAAGAAAAUGGAGUAUUAUUCCAUUCUUAAAUGAUAAAGUUUUACUUAUAUUAUUAUUAGAGAAUUUGCAUUUUUUAUUUUUAAAUAAUUAUAAAUUAUUCAUUAUAGAUAAAGUUAUAUAUUAUACCAGGUUGAUGUUAAAUAUUUUAAAAAUAAAUAAAAUACAUAACUAUAUAAAAGGAAGUUAUUUUUUUUUAAAUUCUAAUUUAUAUUUCAUUAAAUCAAGUUGUUUCCUAUUAGCUAAUUUAAAUGAAAAGAAAUUAAUUAAUAAUAGAGAUGAUACAGAAAUUAUAAGUUUGGUUUUAUAUAAAAAAAACGGUUUUAGUAAUAAUAGUUAUAAUGACAAUAAGAAUACUGAUAAUAAAACUUUUAAUAUAAUGUUAGUUGACGAAAAUGAAAUUGAAAAUUUAUUAAAUGAGAAAAUAAUAAAUAAAGUAAGAAAAAAAGAUAAUGAAAAAAUAGAUAACGCUGAUUUUUUAAUUUAUAAAGAUAAUAACAAAUUUCAUAUGAAAAACAUAUUAUAUUAUGAAAAGCAAUUUUUAUCUUUUAUAAUAAAUGAAGAAGAAAUAACUAAAAAAAUAGAGAAAAUGGAUAAUCUUUUUAUUCAUCCAGUUGUUAAUGUAAAAUAUAUUUUGGUAAAAAUAAAUGAAUGUGUAAAAUUUUGUUUAAGCAAUCGUUUGUAUCAAUUUUUAGAACAGUUUCUAAUGUGGAGAGCACGCAUUUUUUUUCAUUUAAGACAUUUUGAAGAAUGCUUAUCUGAUACUUGCAAAAUUUCUUUACUGAACAUAUACUCUGAGGCAAAAUUAGAUGAAAACGAUAAUAGUUACAGUUGUUUUAAUUUAAGAAUAUUGUCUUUAAAGUAUAUGAAUAUGUUAAAUAUAUUAGAUUUAUAUCUAGUUAAUAUUUUAAAAACAGAUAAUAAAAAAGUAAAUAAGCAGAAAAUAGAGGAAAUUGAUAUUAAAAAAAACAAAAAAACAAAAUAUAUAAAUGAAAGAGAACAUCAAUAUACAUGGAAUAGAUCUUUAGAAGAUCAAAAUACUUUAAAUUUUUUAAAAUACAAUAAAAAAAAAAUACCAUUUAUAUUUUAA